Coregonus clupeaformis (lake whitefish) is the source of this 4880-nucleotide messenger RNA. Its product is annotated as armadillo repeat protein deleted in velo-cardio-facial syndrome homolog. Gene Ontology annotation, molecular function: cadherin binding. NCBI's taxonomy places the organism in Eukaryota, Metazoa, Chordata, Actinopteri, Salmoniformes, Salmonidae. Gene Ontology annotation, cellular component: nucleus; cytoplasm; plasma membrane. The record is from RefSeq and is a predicted model, not a curated record. The transcript has 22 exons. Gene Ontology annotation, biological process: cell-cell junction assembly; cell-cell adhesion. Bases 966 to 4013 code for a protein of 1015 amino acids.
UUGCACUGACGCUGUUUGUUAUUUGAUAAAAGAGGAGUUUGGGCCAUGCAAUUAUCACAACAAUUUUCUCUUGAAGUAGGUAUACUAUUUGCUGUCAAAAAUCAUUUUUUACGCUAGGACUAUUGAAAAGUUUGCGACUUUUCACAUUGCUUUUUGUUUUGGGCUUUAAAUGGAAAGGGGGACAGGCAAUUUACAAAUAUACUAACUUGCCUUAAUUACUAUUAAAUUAAUGAUGACCAUAUUUUUUUUAAAGGAAGGAAACAUUUCAACACCGGUUAAUGUUGAUUUGUCCUCUCUUACCCUCCAGAUAUUGAGCAAAUAAAACAUUGGCUAAGCAGAUCACGGACUACACACUAUUAUUCUCGGGCACCGUACGAGAAUAACUGUAGCUCUGUCAUUUGCUACAAAUAAUAUUGAAAAGAGAAUAAAUCAUUAUUCGGAUUGGUCAUAAAUGUAUCUUAAGUGUUGUCGACGUUAUUUGAGGUGCAAUUCAAAGACUAAGAAGAAUAGAAGUGUGAGGUGAUUUAAUCAGCGCGAGGAACCAUCUGGUAAUUGCAUCGCCAAGUUUACACUGCUCUUGCGUGCUAUCCCGAACUCCAGUGGAAGGGAGGAAGAGAAGGUGUUGCAGCACCGGUGCAGUGGCCCUCGUCUGAUAAAUGUCCACCUGCGCUGACAUUUUUAUGGGUCUUUCUCAUCAGCUGCUGUGUGAGGCAGAUCUCCCCGUUGGAUCGUAGCAACGCGUCAACUCUAAUAGAGCUUCCCCCAGUCCACUCGCCAGCCAUCUGACAGACCCAACAAACAUCAAAGCUUUUCUUCCUUCUAACCAUCAGGCUCUUCUACUCCUUUUACUGUCUGUAGAGAGGGGGAUGUCUGUUAUCUAACUGCUCUGUCUACUAAUCUACUAGCUCAGCUCAGUCCAACAUAGCCCUGCCCCCCUGACUCACACCAUCCAGCCACCCUCAGCCAUGGAGGACUAUGAGGUGUGCUCGGCUGCCAGUAUCCUGGCCUCGGUGAAAGAGCAGGAGGCACGUUUCGAGCGUCUGACCCGGGCCCUGGAGGAGGAGCGACGCAACGUCUCCUUGCAGCUGGAUCGUUCCAACAUACCCGCCGAUAGGCUGGGAGGGACUGGGCCUAAUGCUAACCUGCCACCCAACAGCCAACCCCUGGCCUGGCAGCAGGUGGUGAUGCAGGAGCAGAGCCCCAGUAACCAGACGUCUCUGGCCAUGAUGCAGGAGCCCCAGGAGAUGGUGGAGGAGACAGUCACCAUCGAGGAGGACCCUGGCACACCCACCUCCCACGUGUCUGUGGUCACCUCCGACGACGGCACCACGCGACGCACAGAAACCAAGGUGACGAAGAUGGUGAAGACGGUGACCACGCGGACGGUUCGCCAGGUGCCCCUGGGCCCCGACGGCCUGCCCCUGCCCGAGGGCUCCUCCCCGCUGGGCAGCUACACAGACUCCAUCGACCGGCGCUACCUGAAGAACGGUGAGCGCUACAUCACCACGCCACAGGCCACCUCCACACUCACGCGCUCCUACAACAACUACAACGACUCCUACACCGACACGCUCCCCCCCGAUGCUGGUGGGAGCCAGUACGGUGGGCGCCACUAUGGCGUCCACGACGGCUACGGGAUCGGAGACGUGACCGACAACUACGGCAGCCUGUCGCGUGGCGUCAACUUCCGGCCACCCCGCUACCCCUACGCCAUGGCGAACAGCUACCGGACGGAGAACAGCUACGGGACCUUACCCAUUCGGAAGGAUGACUACGGCCACGUGGCCCAGCCUCAGGUGCCCAUGGGCAGCAGCAGUGUGGACCUGAACCGGUCCCAGCCAGAACGCUUCCAGCCAGAGCCCUACGGACUGGAGGACGACCGCCGCAGCCUGGGCCCUGAGGAGGAGGAGCCCUAUGACCUGGACCCUGACUACUCCACCGCCAGCCGACGCCAAGGCACACUGCCUGGCACCAACCGCGGCAGGACCAUGAGAGAGCCGCUCCGCGAUGGGCCACGCGUCAGGGGGUACGAGGACCCCAUCGAGGCAGAGCUGGUUGACGAGCGACACCCCUACAUCCAUGGCAUGUACGCGGCCCCCCUGGCCCAGCCCGAGAGGGGGAGUAUGGCCAGCCUGGACCGCCUGGCAGGCCGCCGCUCGCCCUCCAUCGACAGCAUCCGCAAGGACCCGCGCUGGCGUGACCCCGACCUGCAAGAGGUCAUCGCCAUGCUGGGCCACCCCAUCGACCCAGUCAAGUCCAACGCCGCCGCCUACCUGCAGCACCUGUGCUACGAGAACGACAAGAUCAAGAAGGAUGUGCGCCAGCUGAAGGGGAUCCCGGUGCUGGCAGGGUUGCUGGACCACCCCAAGGCUGAGGUCCACCGCAAGGCCUGUGGAGCCCUGAGGAACAUCUCCUACGGCAAGGACCACGACAACAAGGUGGCCAUCAAGAACUGUGAUGGUAUCCCAGCCCUCAUCCGCCUGCUGAGGAAGACCAACGACAUGGAGGUCCGUGAGCUCAUUACAGGGACCCUGUGGAACCUGUCUUCCUAUGAGCCUCUGAAGAUGGUGAUUAUAAACCACGGGCUGCAGACUAUGACCAAUGAGGUCAUCAUCCCCCACUCAGGCUGGGAGCACGAGCCCAACGAGGACUCCAAGCCCCGUGACGCAGAGUGGACCACCGUCUUCAAGAACACCUCUGGAUGUCUGAGGAACGUGAGUUCGGACGGGGCCGAGGCGAGGCGCAGGCUGAGGGAGUGUGAGGGGCUGGUGGACGCUCUGCUCCACGCCCUGCAGUCAGCUGUGGGGAAGAAAGACAUGGACAACAAGUCUGUGGAGAACUGUGUGUGUAUCAUGAGGAACCUGUCCUACCACGUUCACAAGGAGAUCCCAGGGGCCGAGAAGUUCACAGACCCAUCACCGCUGCAGGCCCCGGGCUCUGUGGGCCCUCAGAGGAAGAAGAAGGAUGAUGCAGGCUGCUUCGGAGGGAAGAAAGCCAAAGAGGAAUGGUUUAAUCAAGGCAGAAAAAACGGAGAGAAUGACAAAAACUACGACACGCUGGAUCUGCCCAAGCGCACAGAACCCACAAAAGGUUUUGAGCUGCUGUACCAGCCAGAGGUAGUGAGGCUGUACCUGUCUCUGCUCACUGAGAGCCAGAACUACAACACUCUGGAGGCUGCAGCAGGGGCCCUGCAGAACCUCAGUGCCGGACAGUGGACCUGGUCCAACUACAUCCGAGCCACUGUGAGGAAGGAGAAGGGUCUUCCCAUCCUGGUGGAGCUGCUGCGUUCUGAUGCUGACAAGGUGGUCCGAGCCGUGGCCAUCGCCCUGCGUAACCUCUCCAUCGACCGCCGCAACAAAGACCUGAUCGGGAGCUAUGCCAUGAGGGACCUGGUGAGUAACCUGCCCAGUGGUCAGCAGCGGCCAGCCAAGAACCUGGAGGAAGACACAGUGGUGGCCAUCCUCAACACCAUCCACGAGAUUGUGACGGACAGCUCCGAGAACGCACGCUCUCUCAUCCAGGCCCAGGCCAUCGAGAAACUGGUGGCCAUCAACAAGACGAGCCAAUCACCACGUGAGAACAAGGCUGCCUCCCACGUGCUGCAGACGGUGUGGAGCUACAAGGACCUGAGAAACGCCCUGACCAAGGAAGGAUGGAACAAGAGCCACUUCCAGCCUACAGCGACCGGCGCACCUAAAGCAGCCAAGAAUGGCAAGCCAGGCUACGACGACACUACCCUACCCCUGAUGGAGAAGAACCAAGGCAACAAGAAAAAUGGAAGUGGUGAUAUGAUACCUAUGGACGAGCUUGGUCCAGAUGGCUACACCACCAUCGACCAGAGAGACAAGGACUGCAAGUACAAGAGUAGUGGAGACGGAUCAGUGGAUCUGACAGAACGGGAGCCAUUAAAGAAUGACACAAAUAUGAAACACUAUGUCAGGAGUAACAGGCCUGCAGUCAAUCUGGUGGAUGCUUGUGACGUUAAACCUCAGCCUGUUGACUCCUGGGUCUAAAUGCAUGCAUGGCUUAAAUAACAACCGCGCAACAUCAACUAGAUGAGGAUCUCCCAUGUCAUCACUGCCAUUACACAUGGAGCUUACUUUGAUGUUGACUCAUCAGCAGAUAGACUUUGUAAAAGAAAGAGGAAAAAAACAAAACAAAAAUGAUCAUGCAACAGCCAAUGUUUCAUGCUUUUGAAUCAGCAAAUGAAAUUAUGUAUAGAUAAGAAAAUCAAAAAACGACUACUUCUACUACUUCUCAUAUCUACAUUCCCACUGGAUGGACAGACGUAGUGUACACUAACAUGAGGACUCUGACUGGAGCAGUUCUGGUGUCAGGAUGGAAGAAUGGAGGCAGUUAUCCUCCUAGAGAUGCAAGGAUUCUAGAGCUCUAUCUCUUUGGUUACUGUAAGGAUGGCUGCUGGUGGUGUGAGGCAAGAAAGAAGGUGAUGUUUGUUGGGAGGAAAGGCAGUGUGUUGGAAAGGUGGAGGGAAAGGGAAAGAGAGAAAAUGAACUUUAUUUAAUUUUCAUGGCAAAAUGAAGUUUGCCUCUAAUUGUUUUUCCAUGUAACAGUUUGGUUUUUUGUUUCCAUUUUAUUUUUGUUGGUUUGUCUUUCCUCGAGGCACUGUAAAUUGUUUUUAUUUGCAAUAUUUUUUUCUUUUGCUGGUCUUUCUUUUACAUUUUAGUUUGGGUUUUCCGGAUUGAAGAAGUAUGGACUGGUGUGGUAGAUGGCAGAUGAAUGUUGGUGUGGUUUGAAGUUGGGCUCGAGGGGCACUUAAAGGAGCUGUAGCAGACUCCACACAGACGCUUUUACAUUUACAUUACAUUUUAGUCAUUUAGCAGACGCUCUUAUCCAGAGCGACUUACAGUUAGUGAGUGCAU